This is a messenger RNA of Rhipicephalus sanguineus (brown dog tick), 1266 nucleotides long. RefSeq lists its product as uncharacterized. The record is from RefSeq and is a predicted model, not a curated record. Lineage: Eukaryota; Metazoa; Arthropoda; Arachnida; Ixodida; Ixodidae. The transcript is spliced from 5 exons. The coding region runs from base 1 to 1266 and encodes 421 amino acids.
AUGGCCCACGACGCAGACCCGCGAGGGGACUCGCACCCCGCAGGUACUGUCGCGGAUGUGGCCGCAGCCCCGUUCAGCGCGCUGCCCGUCAAGGAGAUCGCCGUCAAGGACUUCGUGCCCGUACAUCUUGCAGGAAGCGCAGGAGCAGCGAAAGUGAUCGGUGCUCACAACUCGCUGGCCAAGGUGAAAAAUGCGUGUCACUUCGAGCCCGACGUGCCCUACGCAACGGGCGUACGAGCGGCGAUUCGGAGCAGCUCGCCGGAGUUACGCCGUAGCCCGCGAGAGGACAACGACCGCCGCUCCAGCUCGCUGCUCCCCCGUUACAUACAGUUCCCCAGCGACGGCAGCCUCCUCACGGAAUCCAGCGCCUUCAGGGAGCAGCGCUCACUUCAGCGCCUGGCGGGGCACAUCCCGUGUGGUCCUGGCCGAGCCGUCCUGCGACGCACCAAGCUUCGCGCCCAGCGGUCGGCCAUGUCGGAGCUCUGGAAGAAGCCCCGACGGAACCACAUGGGCGGCGUCGGCGUAGACGCGCACGCGCGCUCCGAGCCGCCGCCGCACUCUAUGUUGCUGCCCGAAGGCGACGACGAGCUCGCGUCGACCAACGACACGGUGUUCGGGGCUCGGAGGAGCCGCUUCCUACGCGAGGAUAUCCAGCCUUGCACCUCGUUUGUCGGCAUCUCCUCGUCAACCACCGACCGCUACUGUUGCAGGGACCGUGCCUCGAGCAGCUGCCUGCCAGGAGCCUCGUCGCUUCGACGCCUGGAGAGGCCUCCGGCGUCCUCCGAGAGCCGCGGCCGGUGCCAGCUCGACCGCCUGCGGCCCAGCGGGUGUCGCCAGCAGAAACGUCGCCGCGUGCGGGUCAGCUCGUCGUCGCGCACCGACGACUACGAGGACGACCUGCUGCUCGCCAGGCUCGAGGACCACGCCGCGUGCGCCAAGCUCUCCCUCUCCGAACUCCGGUGCCCCGCGGGAAAGCUGCGCACCAGCGACAUGUUUGUCGGCGGGGGCCGGCGCUGUCGUUCAGCGGACGUGGUCGAAGUGGCUCGCAACGUGGUGAUCUGGGUGCUCGUGCUGAGCGGCACGGCGACCAUCAUGUUCGGCGCGGUGGGCAUCAUCGUGCUGCGCACCGGCUCCGUCAUGUUUCUCAGCUCGGCCGUCGGCUGUGUGCUCACAACCGCGGGUGUACUGAUGGCCAUCUACUGCACGGACGCUUCCACAGACCGUGGGCUGCAGCGAAUGAUGAACCACAAGUACAACUAUACAUGA